This is a messenger RNA of Jaculus jaculus (lesser Egyptian jerboa), 2672 nucleotides long. It is a transcript of the gene Plg, whose product is annotated as plasminogen. NCBI's taxonomy places the organism in Eukaryota, Metazoa, Chordata, Mammalia, Rodentia, Dipodidae. The transcript is spliced from 19 exons. Gene Ontology annotation, cellular component: extrinsic component of plasma membrane. Bases 1 to 2439 code for a protein of 812 amino acids. Gene Ontology annotation, molecular function: serine-type endopeptidase activity; signaling receptor binding. The record is from RefSeq and is a predicted model, not a curated record. Gene Ontology annotation, biological process: proteolysis.
AUGGACCACAAGGAAGUAAUCUUUCUACUUCUCUUAUUUCUAAACUCAGGUCAAGGUGACUCCCUGGAUGGCUACGUAAACACCCAAGGGGCUUCGCUGUUCAGUCUCACCAAGAAGCAGCUAGGAGCAGGCAGCGCAGCUGACUGUGCAGCCAAAUGUGAGGCAGAAACAGACUUCGUCUGCAGGGCGUUCCAGUACCACAGCAAGGAGCAACAGUGUGUGAUCAUGGCUGAAAACAGGAAGUCCGCCUCCGUCAUCAGGAUGAGAGACGUCGUCCUGUACGAAAAGCAAGUGUAUCUGUUGGAAUGCAAGAUUGGCAAUGGGAGGAGCUACAGAGGUACCAUGUCCAAGACGAAAACUGGCAUCACCUGUCAAAAGUGGAGUGCCACGGUCCCCCACAGACCAAAAUACACCCCUGACAAGUACCCUGAGGAGGGGCUGGAGGAGAACUACUGCAGGAACCCGGACAAUGACGAGCAGGGGCCCUGGUGCUACACGAUGGACCCCAACGAGAGAUACGGCUACUGUGACACCCCCGAGUGCGAAGAUGAAUGUAUGCAUUGCAGCGGAGAGAAUUAUGUGGGCAAAAUCUCCACGACCAAGUCUGGACUUGCAUGCCAGGCCUGGGACUCUCAGAGCCCUCACACCCAUGGAUACAUCCCUUCCAAAUUCCCAAGCAAGAACCUGAAGAUGAAUUACUGCCGAAACCCUGACGGGGAGCCUCAACCAUGGUGCUUCACCACCGACCCUAACAAGCGCUGGGAGUACUGUGACAUUCCCCGCUGCACAACCCCCCCGCCCCCUCCUGGUCCGACCUACCAGUGUCUGAAGGAAAGAGGUGAAAACUACCGCGGGACAGUGUCUGUCACUGUGUCUGGGAACACCUGUCAGCGCUGGAGUGAGCAAAGCCCCCACGAACACAACAGGACUCCAGAAAACUUCCCCUGCAAAGAUUUGACUGAAAACUAUUGCCGUAAUCCUGAUGGAGAAACAGCUCCAUGGUGCUACACCACCAACAGUAAAGUGAGGUGGGAAUACUGCAAGAUCCCGUCCUGCCAGUCCUCUGCCUCGGACCUGGAGCUUUCGGAUGCCUUGGCAUCACCUGAGCUCACCCCCGUGGUCCAGGAGUGCUACCAGGGUAAUGGGCAGAGCUAUCGGGGCACCUCAUCCACCACUAUCACAGGAAAGAGAUGCCAGUUUUGGUCAUCGAUGACUCCUCAUCGACAUGUGAAGACCCCAGAGAACUUCCCUGAUGCCGACCUGAGGAUGAACUACUGCAGGAACCCGGAUGCUGACAAGGGCCCUUGGUGCUACACCACAGACCCGAGCGUCAGGUGGGAAUACUGCAACUUGAAGAGAUGCUCAGAGGCAGAAACCAGCCCCACGGAGUCCUCGCCUGUGGCCCAGGGGCCUGGCUUGCAGGCCACUCCUGCGCCAGACUGCAUGUUUGGCAACGGGAAAGAGUACAGGGGCAAGAAGGCCACCACUGUGACUGGCACCCCAUGCCAGGGGUGGGCUGCCCAGGAGCCUCAUCGACACAGCAUCUUCACCCCAGAGACAAACCCCCGGGCGGGUCUGGAGAGAAACUACUGCCGCAACCCUGACGGCGAUGUCAAUGGCCCCUGGUGCUACACGAUGAAUCCCAGAAAGCUCUUUGACUAUUGUGACGUCCCUCUUUGCGAGUCACCAUCAACGUCAUUUGAUUGUGGAAAGCCGCAGGUGGAGCCAAAGAAAUGUCCUGGGCGGGUGGUAGGUGGGUGUGUGGCCAACCCGCACUCCUGGCCCUGGCAAAUCAGCCUUAGAACCAGGUUUGGCCAGCACUUCUGUGGAGGCACGUUAAUCUCCCCAGAGUGGGUGUUGACUGCCGCGCACUGUCUGGAGAGGUCUUCAAGGCCUUCAUCCUAUAAGGUCGUCCUGGGUGCCCACCAAGAAGUGAAUGUUGAAGCAGAUGCUCAAGUUAUAGAAGUGGCCCGGCUGUUCUCGGAACCCACCCGAGCGGACAUCGCUUUGUUGAAGCUGACCAGACCUGCCAAAAUCACUAACAAGGUUAUUCCGGCUUGUCUGCCUUCUGCCAAUUAUGUGGUUGCUGACCGGACGUUAUGUUACAUCACGGGCUGGGGAGAAACCAAAGGGACCUACGGCGCCGGGCAACUCAAGGAGGCCCAGCUGCCGGUGAUUGAGAACAAGGUGUGCAACCGCCGUGACUACCUCAACGGCAGAGUCCGGUCCACGGAGCUGUGCGCCGGGCACCUGGCCGGGGGCGUUGACAGCUGCCAGGGUGACAGUGGAGGACCUCUGGUUUGCUUCGAGAAGGACAAGUACAUUUUACAGGGAGUCACUUCCUGGGGGCUUGGCUGUGCUCGUCCUAAUAAGCCUGGCGUCUACGUUCGUGUCUCGAGAUAUGUUUCUUGGAUUGAAGAGAUCAUGAGAAAUAACUAAUUGGCCUGGAGACAAACCUACAAGCUAGAACAUGGGGAGGGGUUUUAGAAUGCUUGGAAGUAAUUGACAGUAAUCAAACUUAGACACUGUACGGAGCUACAUGCGUCUCCUGCCAACCCUCCGCCUUUUUUGUAUUAUGUGGAUAAACUUGUCCCGUCUGUGGACUGCUGGAUCUUGUGACAAGCAACACCACUGUGACAUUUGUGGAAAAUAAACUCUGUACUUUGAUUUGA